UUCGUUCGAAAUAUUCUUUCCCUCCAAAAGUUGCUCUCAGCUCAUUACCAUAUAAUGACUAGUAAAACGAAUUGUAUUAAGGGAGAGCCUAUCCCAAGAGUUACGAGAAGUGCCAUCAAAAGAAAAUUAAGUUCAUCUGUCGAGCAAAACGCUGCCUUAUUGAAAGAUAAUGGCUCCAAAGAAUCUGAAAAACAGAAAACUCUACAUACACCUAAAAAGAAUGCUGUAGUCAAAGCAGAAUCGAAAGGUAACGUGACUAAGAAAGAAAAAACUACAGAAGAAGAAACAUGUAAACCCGAUGCUGGUGGGAUAAGAUCAAAAUCAAGAGGUAAAAAGGCCAAGAAUGAAGAAUCAGCCUCUGAAAAUUUUAAGGAAACUGAAAAGCCUCUCAAAGUUAUCAAGGAAAAAGUAAAAAAAUCUGCAAAGGCAGCUUCAGAAACAAGCGUGACAAAAUGUGCUGUUCCUAAACCAGAGAUGAUAAUUCCUGAAAUUGUGAUCCCGAUUAACAAGCCAUCCAUCAAGCGGGAAGAUGGUCCAAGUCCCUGGAAUGGAACAAUGAAAUUUGAUAACAAAAUAUUUUUGGGUGCCCACAUCUCAGCAGCAGGUGGAUUGGAAAAUGCCAUAAAGAAUGCAAUGAAUAUAGGUGCUUCAAGCUUUGCCCUGUUUGUGAAAAAUCAGCGGCAGUGGGUUUCAAAACCAAUGGAAGAUGGUACCGUCGAACGUUUCAAAGCUGCCUGUGCUAAAAACAAUUUUUCUCCUCAUCUCAUACUACCACACGGGUCCUAUUUGAUGAACUGUGGCAGCAAUGAUCCAACUGUUUUAGCUAAAAGCAGGGCAAACCUUCUUGAUGAGGUUCAGCGAUGUGACAGACUCGGUAUAUUGUAUUACAACAUCCAUCCAGGAUCGACUUGUGGAAAGGGCACACGUGAUGAAGCAAUUAAAUCGAUUAGUGACAGCAUCAAUUGGGUGCAUGAUCAAACGCCAGGUUCAAAAGUCAGUAUUGUCCUGGAGAACAUGUGCCGUCAGGGUUUCACAAUCGGUGGCGAUUUUUCUGAUUUGGCUGAAAUUAUUCAGCAAAUCUUUGACCACUCAAGAAUCGGAGUUUGUCUCGACACCUGUCACGCUUUCGCUGCGGGAUAUGAUCUGGCCACGUCCCAAGGAUUCAAGGCAUUCCAGGAAGAGUUUGAGCGUGUUAUCGGAUUUCGUUAUCUCGUUGCUGUUCACCUCAACGACUCUGAAGGUGAGGUGGGAUGUCAUCGCGAUCGCCACGCAUCUAUUGGCAAAGGAAAAAUUGGCAUUGAAGGCUUCAGAAGAAUUAUCAAUUGCCCGCGAUUUCGUGAUAUUCCUGUGGUACUGGAAACCCCCUUCAUCAGCGACGAUCACUACAAGCAAGAAAUCUUACUAUUGAAAUCUCUUGCGGAAGCUGGUACGAUUUGCGCCUGAAUACCAAAUCGCACCUGUUUAUCUCGGAUUUCCAUCACCUAGAAAAGGUACGUGUUAAUAAAGUAAUCUCGUUAUAAAAAAAAAAAAAAGGAAAAUCAUUGUUGACAGGAAGCUAGGCAACGUUGCAUUUCAACUUUCUAGAUUUCGGGAUAAAUUUGAGAAUAAGAGGCUAAAUACGCAAAUUAUUUCAGUGGGAUUUUCAAUAACAACAUUCUAAAGGGAUAAACUGCUCGAUGUCAAAGGUUCUUGACUUACGACGUAAAUUUUAAACUAGCGGUUCGUCCUUGUCUAAUUGGGCUGUCCCCUACGGCAUCGGGCAG
Daphnia carinata is the source of this 1763-nucleotide messenger RNA. RefSeq names its product probable endonuclease 4. Gene Ontology annotation, biological process: base-excision repair. Gene Ontology annotation, molecular function: DNA-(apurinic or apyrimidinic site) endonuclease activity; phosphoric diester hydrolase activity; DNA binding. The transcript is spliced from 6 exons. Bases 55 to 1443 code for a protein of 462 amino acids. The record is from RefSeq and is a predicted model, not a curated record. NCBI's taxonomy places the organism in Eukaryota, Metazoa, Arthropoda, Branchiopoda, Diplostraca, Daphniidae. Gene Ontology annotation, cellular component: mitochondrion; nucleus.